AUGCCGGAACACAAGCACAUUACGGCACAGGAACAUGGGAGACAACACCACAGAACGAGAGUUAAUGCGUUUUCAGUCCAACAACUAUUUCUUCAGAAUACAAUAGACCAAUCGCCGUCAGCUCGUUUGUUAGAGAUGUUCAACAUCCUAUCCCCUCAGCCAAAAGCUGCUACCAGCUGGUACAGUGAAUUAUUUGUCGCCCUGCUCUGUCCUAUCUCGCCUCGUUUCGACUCUUCCUUGACUUCUCUCGAACCCAGAGCGGCAUUACGUAUCAACGGCAGAUCAAGUCGCCUGGCCACUCGAGACUCUCCGUCACUCUUUCCGCAUUGGGUCUUCGUCUUCGCAACCCUUUCGCCAUCCAUUGCCGUUGAUUCGAAUUGUGAUAGCUUCUGUUUCUCACUGCCUACUGUUUGGUCUACCGAUCUCGGCCCCCCUGUUGAUCCUGCACUGGAGCCCCGUUACUCCUGUAUCUGGACCUUGCUUUCUAAUAUAUCGAUUUUGCGGUAUUGUUGGUAUUGUUGGUAUUGUUAUUGCGUCGUAGCCCACGUCGCUGCUCCUGUCAAAGUCAAGCCCUCGCCAACGACCACGACUAUCACAACUACGACAACCACGAGAGCCGAUCCCUUUUUACUGUUUAUCCUAGCUCCGGCUGGCCAUCCUCCACUCUUUGAUCUUGUGAGAUUUUCUGCCGGCACCCUUCACUAG
Fusarium poae is the source of this 705-nucleotide messenger RNA. RefSeq lists its product as uncharacterized. The transcript is spliced from 2 exons. The record is from RefSeq and is a predicted model, not a curated record. Lineage: Eukaryota; Fungi; Ascomycota; Sordariomycetes; Hypocreales; Nectriaceae. Bases 1 to 705 code for a protein of 234 amino acids.